AUGCAGUCUCAAAGGAUUCCUGGGAGGAAGAGAGGCCGACCCCCACUUCACUCGACACCUAUGAAGAUGACAGUUCAUAACCUUUAUUCUGCUUCACCUGGCUGUUUACCAGCAAUGAAGACCCCAAAGAAAAGAGGGCGGAAGCCAGGGUACAAGCUGAAGUCCCGGGUUCUCAUGACUCCUUUAGCCCUCUCACCUCCACGGAGUACCCCUGAGCCUGACCUCAGCAACAUCCCUCAGGAUGCAGCCACUAUACCCAGCUUGGCAGCCCCACAGGCUCUCACAGUCUGCCUUUACAUCAACAAGCAAGCCGACGCAGGGCCGUACCUGGAGAGGAGGAAGGUGCAGCAGCUCCCUGAGCACUUUGGGCCUGAAAGACCCUCGGCAGUUCUGCAGCAGGCUGUACAAGCAUGCAUUGACUGUGCCCACCAGCAGAAGGUGGUUUUCUCCCUGGUCAAGCAGGGCUACGGUGGUGAGAUGGUAUCAGUCUCGGCUUCCUUUGAUGGAAAACAGCACCUGCGGAGUCUGCCUGUGGUGAAUAGCAUUGGGUAUGUCCUCCGCUUCCUGGCCAAGCUGUGCCGAAGUCUCCUGUGUGAUGACCUCUUCAGUCACCAGCCCUUCCCCAGGGGCUCUAGUGCCUCCGAGAAAGCCCAGGAGAAUGAGGAUGGGAGGACAGAGUCAGCAAAAACGGUUACCACCGAAGAGUGCCUGGUGAAUCCUGCCGGCAUGAACCGCUACAAUGUGGACUCCUCCACCUCCGCCUUUAACCACAGGGGCUCCUUGCACUCCUCCUCCUCGCUGUACUGCAAGAGGCAGAACUCUGGAGACAGUCGCCUUGGGGGAGGCCCCAUCACCAUCACCAGUGGUGUCCGCACAAGCCUCUUGUCCUCUGGAGGCCCCUCGGCAACUGGGCUGAGGCCCCCAGCCUCCAGUCCCAACAGAAAUGGGACCUCUCUUGAAGGAAACAGAUGUGCCUCAAGCCCUUCUCCAGAUGGUCAGGAUGCCAGGAGGCCCAGGAGCAGGAACCCCUCCACCUGGACCGUGGAGGAUGUGGUCUGGUUUGUGAAAGAUGCCGACCCUCAGGCUUUGGGGCCUCACGUGGAGCUCUUCAGAAAGCAUGAGAUUGAUGGCAAUGCUCUGCUAUUGCUGAAGAGUGAUAUGAUCAUGAAAUACCUGGGCCUAAAGCUGGGACCUGCACUGAAACUCUGCUACCAUAUCGAUAAACUGAAGCAAGCCAAGUUCUGA
This is a messenger RNA of Orycteropus afer afer, 1245 nucleotides long. It is a transcript of the gene SCML4, whose product is annotated as Scm polycomb group protein like 4. The record is from RefSeq and is a predicted model, not a curated record. Gene Ontology annotation, molecular function: protein binding. NCBI's taxonomy places the organism in Eukaryota, Metazoa, Chordata, Mammalia, Tubulidentata, Orycteropodidae.